GAGCUACAAUGGGCUUGACUCACUGAUUACACUUUAAUUUAAUUUAAAAGUAUCAUGAUACCAAGAAGUGUCUCUUAUAUGAGAGUACUUGGUACUUUUACUUGUAAUGGAGUAGUUUUACAUUUCUGUCUUGGUAGUUUUUCUCCAGUUGAUGAUCUGAAUACUUCUUACAACACUGGUUAAGUAUGUUUUUGUUGUUAACACUGUUUUGCUUGAGUUACACGUUGACUCUACUUGUAACAGAGUAUUUCUACUCUUUCCACUGUUACUUCAGACUGUGAGUGUAUUGUCGUCUUUGUCCUCCAGUCCAGCAGAGGGCGCUGUUCGCUCUAAGUGAGGUGGCGUCGACCCGGAAGUCGGUGUCUCUUUCCUCCCGCUUGCUCUCUUUGUUCGGGCCGAGACUCGAGGUGCAGAAGAGGAGCAACAUGUUCGCCGUGCAGCUGCUGCGAGUGUCGGUACAUGAGCGGAUCAGCGCCGCCGCCGAAGACUUUCUGCUGCAGGCGGAGGAAGGAGAAGAAGCGGCUCGAGUCCCGGCGCUGAGAGCGCUGCUCACCGAGCGGCUAACGGCGGCGGCGGAGGAGAUCGUCGGUCUGUUGGAGGAAACCGUGGCGGAGUACGAAGACCGAGUGGAGCGGUCCGAGCGGGAGAUCUGCCGCCAGAGGAGGCUGCUCGACGCCGUGUUGAAGCCCGAAGUCAGGCUGCACCGAGCGGACAUCCAGCAGCUGUUUGUGAUUAAAGAAGAGUUUCCCCCUGAGCACCAGCAGUGGAGCCCCAGUGUGAAGCUGAAGGAGCCAGAGCCCCUCCACGUAAAAGAGGAACAGGACGAACUGUGGAGCAGUCAGGAAGGAGAGCAGUUUCAAGUGCUGGAGGAGGCUGAUAUCACUGUGAAUAGUGAAAAGGAUCAAGAGAAACCUCAGUCCUCACAGCUUCAUCAGAGACAGACUGAGGAGAACAGAGAGAACUGUGAAGGACCAGAACCAGGUGGUUUGAGAUGUAACACUGACAAGAAACAAUUCACGUGCUCUGAGUCUGGUCAAUUAUUUAGGAAAAAGGCAGGCCUACCGGUAGGCAUGAGGAUUCAUACAGGAGAGAGACCGUAUCGUUGCUCUGAGUGUGGUAAAAGAUUCAGGAAAAAGUCAGGCCUGCUGAGACAUAUGAUGAUUCAUACAGGAGAGAAACCAUUCCGUUGCUCUGAGUGUGGUAGAAGAUUUAGGUGUAAGUCGCACCUGCUAUCACAUAUGACGAUUCAUACAGAAGAGAAACCAUUCAUUUGCUCUCAGUGUGGACAAAUAUUUGGACAUGAGACAGAUCUGCUGGAUCACACGAGGAUUCAUAUGGAAGAGAAACCAUUCAUUUGCUCUGAGUGUGGACAAAGAUUUAGACAUGAGACAGAUCUGCUGGAUCACAUGAGGAUUCAUACAGGAGAGAAACCAUUCCGUUGCUCUGAGUGUGGUAAAAGUUUCAGGAAAAAGUCAGCCCUGCUGAGACAUAUGAUGAUUCAUACAGGAGAGAAACCAUUCCGUUGCUCUGAGUGUGGUAGAAGAUUUAGGUAUAAGUCGCACCUGCUAACACAUAUGAGGAUUCAUACAGAAGAGAAACCAUCCAUUUGCUCUGAGUGUGGACAAAGAUUUGGACAUGAGACAGAUCUGCUGGAUCACAUGAGGAUUCAUACAGAAGAUAAAACAUAUAGUUGCUCUGAGUGUGGAAAAACAUUUAGGAGAAAGUCAGACCUUGGGAGACAUAUGAGGAUUCAUACAGGAGAGAAACCGUUUAGUUGUUGUGAGUGUGGUAAAAGCUGUAACCAAAAGUGUACUCUGCAGACUCAUAUGAGAGUUCAUAUGGGUGAGAAACCAUAUGGUUGCUAAGGGUGUGGAAAAACAUUUAAGAAAAAGGCAGACACACUUCAUCAUAUGAAAACUCAUACAGGAUAGAAACCAUAUAGAUGCUAUAAGUGCAGUGCAAAAUUUGACCAAGAUAGUAAUCUGAAGAAACAUCAGAGCUCACGCAGUAUAUAGUGUGUAUCUGUGUAUCUUUGUGUGAGGGUCGUGACUGACUACAAUCUUAAAUUGAGACCAGGGGCCUGAACUACACAGUGGUUGUAGUUCCGGUUACCAGUGCGUUCAUGCGAAAGAUGCAGAGUCGUUUCAAUGAUGUGAGAUUUCCCUGAGGUUUUUUUUCAAAAAUGUAAGUGUCUUUCACAAGAAAGUUGCUAGUGUUUUCAGCCAUGACCAUGAGCUGAACAUACAAUAGCAUUAGUUGGGCCUCAACCUUCCGACGACAGAGGAAAGAACGUUGGUUACGUAUUGUAACCUUAGAUUCUAUGAGUAUAGGCAUAGCCCACUAAGACCUGUCGCUAUUGGGUUUAUCCCUGGGAAAUCUGCUCCAAAUGGCCUUAAGCCAAGCAAUCGAGGAACCAAGUUUUGAUUCCACCAUUUAGCCUGUAGUUUCUAUGUUUCUUGUUUGUUAUACUUCUCUAACUUUCGACGCACCAUUACAAAUCGGCCAUUGAUUAGAUAGACACACACACUCUCUUUUUGUGAGAUUGUAUAUUGUUGUUUUCAACUUCUUAUCUUUUAAAUAAAUGUAUCUAAAUGUCAUGUCUGGUCUA
Scophthalmus maximus (turbot) is the source of this 2608-nucleotide messenger RNA. Its product is annotated as zinc finger protein 501-like. The coding region runs from base 426 to 1865 and encodes 479 amino acids. The record is from RefSeq and is a predicted model, not a curated record. NCBI's taxonomy places the organism in Eukaryota, Metazoa, Chordata, Actinopteri, Pleuronectiformes, Scophthalmidae. Gene Ontology annotation, cellular component: nucleus. The transcript is spliced from 2 exons.